Molecule: messenger RNA, 456 nt
Organism: Alternaria ethzedia
Lineage: Eukaryota; Fungi; Ascomycota; Dothideomycetes; Pleosporales; Pleosporaceae
Exons: 3
Coding region: 1-456 (151 amino acids)
Source: RefSeq, a predicted model, not a curated record
AUGGCCUCCCUACACUACCUCCCUCCCGUCAAGCCCUCUGCCAUCGCCCUCGGCACGGCCUUCAACCACGCCGUCUCCCUCGCUGUCCUCGGCCCCGUCUUCGGUGACGCAUACCGCCGCGCACAGCAGGCCAACUCCAAGGAGGAGUACUUCCACAGCAAGGAGGCCGCUACCGCCGCCGCAUCGUGGGGUAGCUCCGUCCUCGGCUCUGGUAUCCAGGCCUACGGUGUCGGUGCUCUGAUCAACGCUACCGGAACUCUCACCUACAAGGGUGCUGCUUACCUCGGCUCCCUGAUCUUCUUCGCCUCCGCCGCUCCCUCCAUUGUCUCCCAGGUCGUCACCGAGAAGCGCCCCAUGGACACCAUCGCCAUUGGUGCCCUUGCCCGCGUCCUCGAGACCGUCGGUCUCAGCAUGUUCCUCACCUACUGGGGAACCCGCACCAACCCCUUCGACUAA